Messenger RNA from Phytophthora nicotianae INRA-310, 270 nucleotides. RefSeq lists its product as hypothetical. Gene Ontology annotation, molecular function: protein binding. The record is from RefSeq and is a predicted model, not a curated record. Gene Ontology annotation, biological process: intraciliary retrograde transport; protein localization to cilium. Bases 1 to 270 code for a protein of 89 amino acids. The transcript has a single exon. Lineage: Eukaryota; Oomycota; Peronosporomycetes; Peronosporales; Peronosporaceae. Gene Ontology annotation, cellular component: intraciliary transport particle A.
AUGCUGAGUAGUGUUCCCGUGGCUUCUCCAGCGUUCACGAAGGCGCAAAUGGUCAAAGCCGACAUCUAUCUGCAGUAUCGCAAGGACAAGCACUUGUAUGCACGCUGCUACCAGGAGCUUGUGGCGAUCAAUCCGUGUCACGCAACACACGUGAGCUUGGCUGAGGCGUAUCUACGUAUUCAAAUGCUGGAUGAAGCGGUGCAGUCUUUCGAGCGUGCGAAGGCACUAAGUCCUGGAGACCCGACAACCAUUCGCUUCAGGACACAAUAA